Molecule: messenger RNA, 650 nt
Organism: Cydia amplana
Lineage: Eukaryota; Metazoa; Arthropoda; Insecta; Lepidoptera; Tortricidae
Product: transmembrane protein 234 homolog
Exons: 4
Coding region: 206-592 (128 amino acids)
Source: RefSeq, a predicted model, not a curated record
AUCUGUCAUAUUAAAAUUAAUAUUAUUGUCAUAGCUUUGUUAUCUUUUUUACACAAGUUUAUUAUAAUGUCGAGUAACUCAUUACUAUCGUGAAUUAAUUACAGAAUGUGGAAAAUCAAAUGAAUGUUCUCUUAGCAGCCGCAAAUACGUGAAUCGAAACGUCUACCGUUUUCACCGUUAUCACUGAUUGCAUGACUCACUGGAUAUGUUGGAUACAAUAGGUUUACUGGUGCUAACGGGGCUGCUGUGGGGGUGCACCAACCCCUUCAUCAAGCGCGGCACCAAGGGUCUGCGCGACGUGCGAGCGGGCUCGUGGCCGGCGCAGGCCUGGGCUGAAGUCUGCUUUCUGCUCGGGAACUGGAGGUACGUGUUGCCGUGGCUGGUGAACCAACUGGGCUCACUGGCGUACCUGUUCGCCGUACGCCGCGCGCCGCUGUCGCUGGCCGUGCCGGCCGCCAACGGGCUGGCGUUCGCCGCCACCGCCGCCACCGGAGCCGCCGCCGGCGACCGCCCGCUAGACAGAGGUUCGAUUCUCGGAAUAGCGCUAAUCGUGGCGGGCACGGCGCUAUGUUGCUGUGACCAGGUGGACUAGCCUCGGCUGUUAACAGGUUUUGUCACGUGAUCAAUAUGUUAUAAGACAUAGGACUUUU